AUGCAUAAAUCAACGUGUUUUCAAUGGGAAUUUUAUGAUCCUCAAAUGUCUGGUUCUAUUGAUGGAACUGAUUUAAUACCACAUGAUAAAGCUAUAAUUCGUGCUUACAAAUCAAAAUAUAAACCUCGAUAUAAUUGUUCAUCAUUAUUUAUUGGACAUAUUCCACCAUUAUGUACUGAAAAUAAUCUUGCAGAAAUAUUUCCUAAUGCAAUUCGUAUUAAUCUUAUUCGAGAUAUAAUUACACGGGAAUCAAAAGGUUAUGCAUUUCUUGAUGGAUAUAUUGAUAGAAAAAAAGAAUAUAAAUUUCAUGGACAUUUAUUAUUAAUUGAAGAUGUUGCUUCAAAAAAAGUCUUUGGUUGGAAACCAAGAAGAUUUGGAGGUGGAUUAGGAGGAAAUAAACAAUCAGGACAAUUAAGAUUUGGAGGAAGUCAAAAACCAUUUAAAAAACCUUUUUAUAUUAAUGAACAAAUUAAACAAAGAUGGAAAUAUUUAGAAAAACAAAAAGAUAAAUACAAAAAAAAUAUUCAUCAUGGACAAACACGAAUACAUAUUGAUCAAGUUAAAGGUUUUCAAUCAUCAAUAUUUAUUGAAAUUGAAGUUAUUUUACAAGAUGAUCAAACACCUGAACAAGGACAACUAAUUGCAAAAGAUUUAUGUCAAAAAAUAGGAAUUCAAGAAAAAAAUCUUAUUAAAUCGGCUUAUAUUGAUUUAUUAUUAGAGAAAAAUUCUAUUUAA
Rotaria sp. Silwood2 is the source of this 735-nucleotide messenger RNA. The record is from the annotation of a GenBank genome assembly. NCBI's taxonomy places the organism in Eukaryota, Metazoa, Rotifera, Eurotatoria, Philodinida, Philodinidae.